Molecule: messenger RNA, 3126 nt
Organism: Closterium sp. NIES-65
Lineage: Eukaryota; Viridiplantae; Streptophyta; Zygnematophyceae; Desmidiales; Closteriaceae
Source: the annotation of a GenBank genome assembly
AUGAAGGACUACGAAGUCCUUCGCGACGAGAAGGCCGAGUUCACAGAACCUUGCUUCGACCUCGGCCUCGCGUACGAGCUCGAUCGUCUGGGAAAAGGCGACAGGAUGAUCCUGAUCCGCGGUGCGAGUCUUCGCGCUGCCAGGACGGCGUCGAAGGCGGACUAUCUGAUUUUCGGGUCGGCCUUCGGCUUCGAAGCCCUCGCCAUGCCCCUGUGCACCGGUGGCGGACCUCUUCCCGGCAGGCACUGCAGCGUCCUGCUUGUUGUGCGCCCUGGCGACCUGCUUUUUCCCGACGAGGAGGAGAUCGGGACGCUCUACCGCCACCUCGACCCCAAAACCUCCUCCAAGCGGCACGAGGAGGAGGCGGCCAACGUUUUGAGUUUCCAACGUCCAUGUCGCCUUGUCGCCUGGGCUAUCGUCGUCCAGGCGACGACUCACCCUUUUCGUCGGCGCCAUGUGCUUCGGAUGUUGAUGCAGAAAUUGCCCGACAUCCUCAAGGAGGAGGUCGCCGGCGCGGGGCUGUUGGCGGUCAACGCGUUCGCGUGGUCGUUGGAGCAUCUGGACGAUGUGCAUCGCAGCUACGAUCCGCUCAUCGUCGAGAACCCGAAGAUGGUCGGCUUGAAGGCGCUCCGACUAGAGCUGCUGCACCACGCGGAGAAGGCCGCGUCGAACAAAGGGGAGGCGGCGUCGACCGUGGGCCGUGGCGUCGGAACCGGCAUCGCUCUGGGUGGAGAGGAGGAGCACGAGAGGGAGGACGUCGAGGGGGGCGGGGAGCACGACGGUGGCUCGGAAGAAGAGGAGGACGUGGAGCGUGAGGAGGACGACGUGGCUGUCACCGGCGAAGAGGAGGCAGUACAGUUCGGCGGUGAGAAGGUUGCGGAUAAGAGCGGCGGCAGCGGACCCAAGUUGGGCAAGAAGGCCCGGGGCAGCAGUGGCUCGACCCCGACUACGAUGGCGUCAAAGGCGGCUAUCGAGCGUCUGAAGGCGGCGGAGAGGGAGAUCAAGAAGCUGAGGGAGGAGAAGCUGGUGGCGGAAAAGAGGCUGGAGUUUCAGACGGCCCGGAACGACACGAUGUACGGCGUGGUCACCUCGGCCGUGAACAAGCUCACUACAGUCGCCGAGGGCGUGACCCAUCUCGAGCAGACGUCCGGGAGGAGCAUCCAAACGGCGGUGGACGCUAUGAGGGCGGUCGUGCAGGAGGCGGUGAGCUAUCGCGGCUCCACCCUAGAGUUCAUGAACACGCAGUGGCUGCCCACCGUGCAGGCCCUGCACUUGACGGCUACUGCUGCACAGGGUAGGCGACGGGAGGACGACCUCCUGCUGCUUCGAGGUGUGGCAGAUGCUCUUGGCCAGAAGAUCAAAACAGUCGUGUCUGCCGAGGUGAAGGCCGCCAUGGAGGGCGAGGCGCAGCGGAUCGCCGCUGCCGUGACUGCGAAGGUCGUCCAAGAGCUUAGGGACAACCUGGUGAAGGCGGUCACCUCCGCGACCCAACAGGGCAUUGGCACCGUCGGGUUUAGCCUCCUCCCAACUGCUCUCGCGUCGGUGAUGCACGGCGGUCGCGCAACCGCCGAGGAGAGUGGGCCGGCCCCAAGGCAGUCGGGGAAAAGGGUCGCCGACGAAAAAUCCCUGACCGGCGACCAGACCAGCGGCUCUAAGCGAAGCAGAGGACCUGCGGUGAAACGCGGUGUGGGCGUGGAUCCUCCUGCCCCUCCGUAUGUUCGUAUCCCCGGCGUCCACGACUUGCUGAAAGAUGGACUUGGCGCGCGACCGAGCGCGGUCGACCAAGGAGCAGAGGCAGCGAACGUCGCGGCGGCGACUGCAGGGCCGAGUGGCUCAACGGUGGAGGCGGCUGUGUGGAGAGCGGCGGAAGAGGCCGGCGGGGUGGACGAAGAGAUCCUCGCCAGCAUCGUGAUGCCGGACCCGGAAAUUGAGGUCAUGCGGGAAAAACUACAAGCACCAGCUCCCACCGUGGGAGCGCAACAGGGUGCACCAGCCGCCUCGACUGCUCCUGCGGAGGACCAUAGCGCGGCUGGCGCCAAAUCCCCCCCGGCCACAACCGGUGAGGUCAGCAAUGGGAAGCAGAAGCGCAAGGGCAAGGACAAGGCGAAGGGCGGCCCGACGAAGGUCGGCUCUUCCAAGGGGACGUCCAAAGCGGCCGCGCAGGGUCGGAAGGGUUCAGGCGUCCGCGUUGACCCUCCAAAUGGGCUGGCCGUCUUGGAGAUGAAGUUUGGGAAGAAGAGCCGUUACAUCUGCCAGUCGAUGGACAAGUCCGAGGCCGCCUACUGCAUCGCUGUCGCCGUUUCGUCGUUCGACGGCUUCGUCAGCGACGUGGUUCUCGAGGAGUUCGGUGGGGUCAAGGAGGAAGUGAUGGCGCAGUAUAAGGCGGACUGGAAUGUGGCGCGAUUGAUUCCGGGGGGCAUGUGGAUGGUCAUGUGGAGCCGAGGGGCGAACGUCUUCCGCGACAGGAUAACCGGAGCCGACCGCGCAGCUCUCAUGUUGGCUCUUCGCCCGGCGGUGUGGUUCGGCGACCUUCCGGAGUCGACCGAGCCCGAGAAGGCCGCGAAGAAGAAGGUGGCGAGCGACAUGAUCGCACGCGUUUCGAUGUGUGCCGCCUUUGCACCGGUGGCCGCGAAAGUGACGCCCAUUUCGGGCGUCGGGUCGGAGCGGUUGUCCGAGAUCCUCGCCGGUACUGCGGCCGCGGUGUGGUGUUUUUCGGAGACCAAUGCCACGGCGGAAGUAGCGGCCGGCGAAGGGGGGGCGGCAGCGACCAUGCGCGGAGCGUCCAACGAGUUCGCGAGUCGGUGUCGGACCGUCAUCGAGGCGGUGCUUCAGCGGGCGGCCUCCCGGGUGGUCGUCGUAGGGGAGGUCGCCGAAACGGUGACGAAGGACCUGCAGGCGGCUGUGGUGAGGUCGCUGCCUGAGGUCGGAGAGGAGCGCGAGCACGACGAGCUGAUCGCCCGUGUCAUGAUAGAGAACCUCGCCUUCUGGGGGGACUGCAAUGUCGGAGGCCCGAAGCUCAAGGCUCGCGGCGUCGAUUUGCCUAUCGACCCCCAGAUGAAGAUUAACAUUCGGGACAGGGGGACGAGGGGGCAGCAGCACAAAGGGAAGCAGGUCGCCGACGCCUAG